Messenger RNA from Leguminivora glycinivorella, 1061 nucleotides. RefSeq lists its product as uncharacterized. Lineage: Eukaryota; Metazoa; Arthropoda; Insecta; Lepidoptera; Tortricidae. The transcript is spliced from 3 exons. The record is from RefSeq and is a predicted model, not a curated record. The coding region runs from base 74 to 1042 and encodes 322 amino acids.
AGUCGUCACGAGCGCACGUGGACAUCGCAAGUGAUCACCCGUUGUUCCUCUCGUAUUUUAAGUUUCGUGAAGCAUGGAGUGGAAUAAAGAAAAAACUUUGUAUUUUAUUGAAAAAUACAAAGAAGAAACACUGUUGUGGUUGUGGAACCCAGCUCACCCAGAGCAUUAUAACAAAUUAAAGAAAGAAGACGCUUGGGAUAGAUUGGCUUCGUUACUCGAUAGCGAAAGAGAAGCCUGUAAAAAGAAAAUGACAAGUUUACUGGCAUCAUUGAGGAGGGAAAAACAGAAAACUAAACAAUCAACUGGUACUGGAAAAGGUGCAGAUGAAGUUUACCACAGCACUUGGUUCGCUUACAAAUCCAUGUUAUUUCUACUGGAUAGAAAUACACCUCGUGACACAACAGAUACUCUACGUGGACAUGAAGGUGCUUCAGAACAACUGCCUGAUGAUUUCCAUCCGUCCGCCAAAGAAAGCGACAAUGAUUGCCCUCCGCCUGCCAAAAAAAGCGACAAUGAUUGCCCUCCGCCUGCCAAAAAAAGCGACAAUGAUUGCCCUCUGCCUCCAAAAAGGAAGAAAUCAGUAGCCCCAAGCCCAGAAGAGAUAAUGGUAUCUACUUUAAAUAUAUUAAAAAAGAGAACCGAGCAAACGGAGGCAACUUCGCACAGACCUGACGAAUGUGAAGCCUAUGGUAUGUUUUUGGCAAAUAAAUUACGAUCUUAUUCAAAGACAACACAAAUACAUGUGCAGCAUUACAUAUCAAAUAUAUUGUUUAGUGCUGAUCGCGGACAGUUUGACUAUGUUGGAAAUACAAUGAACAGCUACAGUUAUUCAGGCUACUCUACACGACCACAAACUUCAAGAGCCUCAUCGAUGCCACAGACCGAAACGUCCCAUCAAAAUGACUAUGAGCCACAGCAAAGCCCUGAAACUCCUCAUCACAAUGAUGCCUCAUCGAUGCCACAGACCGAAACGUCCCAUCAAAGUGACUAUGGGUCACCUAUGAGCGAACAAUUUAUGUCAGAAUUUGGUGAUUUAAUUUAAUUUGAUAUGUAAUGACUAC